This is a messenger RNA of Lemur catta (Ring-tailed lemur), 2303 nucleotides long. RefSeq names its product zinc finger protein 276 (gene ZNF276). The record is from RefSeq and is a predicted model, not a curated record. Lineage: Eukaryota; Metazoa; Chordata; Mammalia; Primates; Lemuridae. The transcript is spliced from 11 exons. Gene Ontology annotation, molecular function: chromatin insulator sequence binding; zinc ion binding. Gene Ontology annotation, cellular component: kinetochore; nucleus; chromosome. Gene Ontology annotation, biological process: regulation of transcription by RNA polymerase II. The coding region runs from base 155 to 2020 and encodes 621 amino acids.
GGUCGGAGCGGGGAGCGGUCGCCCGCCUUGCCGGCUCCGCUCGCCUCUGCCCUCCUGCUCCGCUCUGCUUCCAACGCGCCAGGCGGAGCCAGACAGCGGCGGGGCCGAGCGGGGCCGCGCAGUACCCGGCCGGCCUUAGGCGGCGGCCGCCGCCAUGAAGCGGGACCGACUCGGCCGCUUCCUGUCGCCUGGGGCAGCCCGGCAGCGCGGGGGCUCCGGCAGCGGCGCCUGGGGCGGCGCCCGGCCCCGAGGCCGCCCCUCCCGCAGCGGCGGGCCGAGCGUGGAGGGGGCGGCGGCCUUGGUGGCGGCGACGCGGCUCGACUGGGGCCCGGCGCGGGCCUGCGCGGACGCGAGCGAGGACGGCGCCGACGAGCCAGGAACAGGCCGGGCUCUCGCCAUGGGGCACUGUCGCCUCUGCCACGGGAAGUUCUCCUCGAGGAGUCUCCGGAGCAUCUUUGACAGGGCAACCGGGGAGCCCCCAGAGAGACCAUCCCCAGGGGAGCGAGUCUUCCUCAGGGACUUCCAGUGCCUGCUGGGGGUGGCUGUCCACCAGGACCCAGCUCUGCCUCAGUUUGUCUGCAAGAACUGCCACGCCCAGUUCUACCAGUGCCACAGCCGCCUCAAGUCCUUUCUGCAGAGAGUCAACGUCUCCCCGACAGGCCACUGGAAGCCUUGCGCAAGGGUCGGCGCCCAGCCCCCGACGGGGGCGGACGAGGGAGCGUGUCUGGUGGAUCUGAUCCCUUCGAGCCCUCAGUGCCUGCACGGCUUGGUGGGGUGGGUGCACGGACACGCGGCCAGCUGCGGGGCCCUGCCUGGCCUUCGGAGGACACUGUGCUCUGAGUACUGCGGCGUCAUCCAGGCCGUGUGGGGCUGCGACCGGGGCCACGACUACGCCAUGGACACGGCCGCCGGCGGCAGGGCCUUCUUGCUGGACAGCGCCUUGGCGGUCAAGUGGGCGUGGGACAAGGAGACGGCUCCGCGGCUCGCCGAGAACCGGGGCUCUGACCCCACUGGGGCUGCGCCUCAGAUCUCCCAGGGCAGAGGGACAGGGACCACGGCUGGGGCCGAGACCAAGACCCUGCCUAGCACAGAGGAGGCCCAGCCCCCUGCAGACGGCAGUCCUGUGCGGCCUGGGCCGGGCUCCCCACCUCAGCCAGGCCCACCCCCCAGCGGGGCCCCAGGGCAGUUGGGUGAGAAGCAGGUUCCGCCUUCAACCUUGGAUGAUCGGGUAAAAGACGAGUUCAGUGACCUUUCUGAGGGAGACUCCCUGAGUGAAGAUGAAAACGACAAGAAGCAAAACGCUCAGUCUUCGGACGAGUCCUUUGAGCCUUACCGAGAAAAGAAGAUCUCUGGUAAGAAGAGUGAAAGCAAAGAAGCCAGGAAGUCUGAAGAACCAAAAAUGCGUAAGAAACCCGGGCCCAAGCCCGGCUGGAAGAAGAAGCUGCGCUGUGAGAGGGAGGAGCUGCCCCCCAUCUACAAGUGUCCUUACCAGGGCUGCACGGCCGUGUACCGCGGGGCGGACGGCAUGAAGAAGCACAUCAAGGAGCACCACGAGGAGGUCCGAGAGAGGCCCUGCCCCCACCCCGGCUGCAACAAGGUGUUCAUGAUCGACCGCUACCUGCAGCGCCACGUGAAGCUCAUCCACACAGAAGUGCGGAACUACAUCUGCGACGAGUGUGGACAGACCUUCAAGCAGCGGAAGCACCUGCUGGUCCACCAGAUGCGCCACUCGGGAGCCAAGCCUCUGCAGUGUGAAGUGUGUGGGUUCCAGUGCCGGCAGCGGGCGUCCCUCAAGUACCACAUGACCAAACACAAGGCAGAGACGGAGCUGGACUUCGCCUGCGACCAGUGUGGCCGGCGCUUCGAGAAGGCCCACAACCUCAACGUGCACAUGUCCAUGGUGCACCCGCUGACGCAGACGCAAGACAAGGCCCUGCCCAUGGACACAGAGCCCCCACCUGGGCCACCGAGCCCCUCUGGGACCACAGAAGACCAGGCUGUGAAGCCCGAGCCCACCUGAGGCCUACAGGUGGGAUGUGGGGUUCCUCACACGCCCCUGCCGUGUGCAGCCAUGUGUACACAUUGCCAGGGCUGGUGGUGGCCUGGUGUGUAGCUCACGUAGCCUUUGAGCUGUUCUGGGACCAGUGGUUUAUGUUCCUACAAACACCGACUCACUUGGGGGCCAGACAAGAUUAUAAAUAAUUGAUUCCUUUCCCCACGAGAGCAACCAAGGAGGUUUGUAAUCCACUUUUUAGUGCAACAAGAGCUCCAUGUUAUGCUUGUAAUAAAUUAUUCACAAAGGA